AUGUCUUCGAAGCGUAACUCGGAGAAAGAUUUACCCAACGAUGAAGCAUUAGAUGAAGUGAAUAAACACAUCAAAGAAGCUUUCGACAUCCUGAAGCGUGAGACGAACAAACUUCGCAAGGAAAGGAAUGCGUUUGACGAGAUGGCUAAGAAGCUCGAGCAUGUUCAUCUCUCGACGACGCUGAAACCUAAUGUUGGUGGCCAUUUUUUCUCAACUAGUUUGGCGACUGUGACCAAAGAUCCAGGUUCCAUGUUACACGCCAUGUUUUCAGGCAGAUUUGACACAAAAUCCGGCGAGGAUGGAUCUUACUUCGUUGAUCGAGAUGGAACCCACUUCCGCUACAUCCUGAAUUAUCUUCGCACUGGAAAACUCGUGUUGCCUGACGACAAAGUCGUCCGUAAAGAACUGUUGACAGAGGCUGAAUUUUAUCAAGUCGAAGGGAUUAUUAGUGAGAUGAAAGCGAAACCAUUCAAGGAUUCAACAAUUCUUUCAUCAGAACAGUGCGAUAUACUGAUCGACUGGCUAAAGGACACACGCGACAGCCUGAGUGAUGACUACGUCUUGCUGUACAGAGCCUCUCGAAAUGGCUGGGGUGCGUCCAACUUUCACUCCUGUUGUGAUAACAAAGGACCAACAGUUACAGUGAUAAAGAGUGGGAACUACAUUUUUGGAGGAUAUACCGAUGCGCAGUGGCAAUCAGUCCUGAUUAGACUAGAACUGAUUUUAAACGGUCGGUUUUUUUUCCUAGCUAUGUUACAUUAGUGAAUUAGAGAAAUAAGAUGCUUUUGUAACUUUGUCAUCUGGAUUGGACUCUUCUAGUCUUUUAACAAUCGUAUCUUGUUCCUGAUUGUGAAGAAUUAUUGAUCGGUUAAUAACUACUGUUGUCACUUAGACAAACUUGAGUUGCAAAAAUAAACCUUUGAGAAAACUGUGUCUGACUGGAAAUCCGUAAAAGCUCUCGUCGGUGGUAUAUUAACCAGAAAAUGGA
This is a messenger RNA of Stylophora pistillata, 988 nucleotides long. RefSeq lists its product as uncharacterized. The record is from RefSeq and is a predicted model, not a curated record. NCBI's taxonomy places the organism in Eukaryota, Metazoa, Cnidaria, Anthozoa, Scleractinia, Pocilloporidae. Gene Ontology annotation, molecular function: protein binding. Gene Ontology annotation, biological process: protein homooligomerization.